AUGUCGCUCGUGGAUAAAUUAAACUAUUACAGCACACGAAAAUCGUUCAAAUAUGGCAUACCCUUCCUCAUCAUGAUGGUGGCUGGCUCCUUCGGACUGCAGCAGUUCUCCAACCUCAGGUAUCAGUACGCUAAGAAGCAGCCGGUAACCCCGGAGGAGAUGAAAAAGUACGGCGUAAGCAUGAAGAACCGCAAGGAUGUGACGUUGGAGUCGGAGUACGACAAAGUCAAGUCCGUGGACAUAGAGAACUGGGAGAACAAACGCGGUCCACGUCCCUGGGAGGAGCACGAGGAUCAGCCGUCAACAGCAAAGCACUAGACUUAUUGACUUCAAAACCGUUAACAAAAUAACCAUUGAAAACAGACUCUUCGUUGUACAUAGUCAUAAAUAAAUCAGCAUUGUUAAUAUCUAGUAA
Messenger RNA from Drosophila mauritiana, 415 nucleotides. RefSeq names its product cytochrome c oxidase assembly protein COX16 homolog, mitochondrial (gene l(3)neo43). The transcript is spliced from 2 exons. The record is from RefSeq and is a predicted model, not a curated record. Lineage: Eukaryota; Metazoa; Arthropoda; Insecta; Diptera; Drosophilidae. Gene Ontology annotation, biological process: mitochondrial respiratory chain complex IV assembly. The coding region runs from base 1 to 318 and encodes 105 amino acids. Gene Ontology annotation, cellular component: mitochondrial inner membrane.